AUGCCCUCCGUAUUUGACUCUCCGCCAAAGAAGGCGAAAACAAUCAAGUCAGCCUUCGACAGUGAGAGCUUCGAUGCCGACCUGACCAUCCAUGUUGAUGGCUUGGUGGGCUCCGCCACCAUCUCACCCUCGGGCCGUGAUGUUGCUCUUGCUUCCCCUGAGGGCCUCGCUAUCAUAGACCUGGACUCGCCAUGGAAUCCCCCACGAAGACUGAGCAGCCAUGGCCUCCCGUGGCUGGUGGUUGAUGUCCAAUGGUCUCCCUUUGCAGCUCGUGACUACUGGGUGGCCUCGACAGCAAAUCAUCGCUGUCUGGUAUGGAACCUCAACAUGAGGGACGACUCGCCCUCUGGAGCCAUCGAGCACUCGUUGCAAGCCCAUAGUCGAGCCAUCACCGACAUUAACUUUUCGGCUCACCAUCCAGAUCUUUUAGCCAGUUGCUCAGUUGACGGAUAUGUUCAUCACUGGGAUCUGAGAAGACCGAGACAGCCUGCUCUGUCAUUCUGCGACUGGUUUGCCGGUGCAACGCAGGUCAAAUACAGUCGUCAAGACCCUCAUGUUCUUGCUUCGGCUCACGAUCGAUGGCUUCAUAUCUGGGACGACCGAAAGACUGUCGAACCCCUCAAGACCAUUUGUGCUCACACGUCCAAAAUCUACGGUAUCGACUGGAAUCGGACUGACGCCCCCUGCUUGGUCACCUGCUCCUUGGACAAAACCAUCAAGUUCUGGAACUACGAAAAGACCGACGAACCAGAGCGGGUCAUUCGCACCGACUUUCCAGUAUGGCGAGCUAGGCAUACCCCUUUUGGCAACGGCUUGCUUGCCAUGCCACAGAAUGAACCGGGCAACCUUUACCUGUACGAUCGGCGAACCGCCCCAGAGGCUCCGAGCGCAUCAGAACCCGUUGCCAUGUUCUCAGGACACGGAAACCACAAAGUGAAAGAAUUUCUGUGGAGAACCCGAGGAUCAAUCACUAGCGAGGGUGUUGAUGAGCGCGAGUUUCAGUUGGUUUCCUGGGGCGAAGAUAAUGAGUUGCGGUUGCAAAAGGUUGAGCCCGACAUUCUUGAGUCCGUUGGCUAUGUGAAAGGGAAGACCGUGGUGAAGAACCUGGCCCUCACCCGCAAAGGCGCAGCUUACAAGACUUUCCGCGCAGUCGACGAUACUGUCCACCGUGAUCGCAGGACUGCUACCAUGAGCGACCCGCGUCCCGGAAGCUCGGGUCAGUAUCGCAAAAGUGCUCUCAGCUAUGGCCUAAAUUCCCAUCUCCGUUGGGUUGGGCCUACGUGGCGAGGUUCUCCAAUGAAGGCCAAGGUGAAUGGCGGCAAAAGUAUGGACAAGAGUCAAUUGCAAAUCGGGUGGAUGAAAGGUAUCUCCAUGACCAAGCGGAAAUCCGAGUCCGAUGGCCCUGGACGAGGUAGCAUCAAAGACUCUGGCCUUUUCAGCCAUGGUGCCUAUGACGAUGACUGGGCUGAACCGGAAUCCAUUCAAGACGAGUUCAUCCACGUCAGCAAUCGUCUUCCCAACGUGAAAUGGGAAAACAUCGAUAUGGAUGCGUUGAUUCUCAAUGCCUCAUUGAAGGGGCCAUGGGGCUUCAACGACGAGGGAAUCUUCAUCAAGGUUAAAGUCGAUAUUCCGACCAGCUAUCCCACCAGCAAGGCCCCCAAGUUUUAUGUCGAAAAGACAUCCUUCAUGCCCGAAGAAACUCACGAGAAGAUUGAGCGCGAGCUACAGAUACUUGGCAACCAGUUCCUUGAAAGGAAACAAAACUGCCUCGAGGUGGCCUUCUCAUACUUGCUCGGCGAUGUCGACCUCGAAAAUAGUACUACCCUCUUUAAGAAUGUCAGGGAUCUCAACGACGAGGAAAUCGAAGCGCUAGCAGACGAAAGCUCCAGUGACGAGGAAGACAGCGAUGUCCAGGCUAGAGGAUCUGUCUCAAUGUCACAGGACCUUACGGCGAGCACUGAACUUGAUCCGACAGCCACCCUUGCUCCAACACAACGCCCCAUUGCAGUGCCAACGCCCAGAAAGUGCGGAGCGAGAUUUUCCAACGACGGCAGACUUGUGUGCUUCUUCCCCUCAAAAGAACAACAAGCCCUCGCACUAUUCUCCAUCUCCAAUUCGGACGCCUACCGCGAUCGACAGAAAGGAGAACCAAAUUUUGCGGGUUUCGGUCGUCUCACCCAGGAUUCGCCGCCUCCAAGACGUAGAUACAAUGAUGAUGACUCGGGUUCUGACGAUAUGAGUGAUGGGUCGGAAGACACAGAAUCCAGCUCCUCCAGCGACUCGGAGCCGUCAACGAUGCACAAGAUCAGUCUAUGGCAUCAACCUGGUGGGCGUAGUCUCAAAAAGACAUGGAGUACAAACGACUCGUUGCGCUCCAGCGGAGGAGGCACCGGCGCUGGUACCGGAACCGGAACGGGGAUCAGUCGAAGAAGGCUCCCAGCCAGGCCUAAGAAUAUCAUUGCCCUUCACGAUUUGCGCAGCCUACUUCCAUCGCAGAAACAGUUUGCUCAGGAGUAUGCGAUCUUUGGCGAUGGCGCUGAGGUGUGCAUGCACAAUGCCAUGGUCGCGGAGAAAUAUGGGUAUCACGACCUCGUUCAUAUAUGGCAUUAUGCGGCCAUGUUGUUGCGGAAUGACAUCCCGCUUGAAAUCCAUGAACAGCAAAAUAGAAAAGAGUCUGUCCUUGUCAUAGCCAGGGACGCCUCUGCACGGGUUCGGGAUGACGAGUAUGCACAGCACUUUGGUUGGGACAGUAAUUUAUCUGGCCGUGUCAAGUGGGGUUACCACCCAUUAGCCCAAAGCUUGAUUGCCGACCUUUUCAACCAUUUUGAAAAGGUAGCUGACAUCCAGAUGCUAGCCAUGCUGGCUUGCAUCUUCGGAGACUCGUCCGCUGAGGACGGGGUAGCCUAUGCAGGCUCACAUCUUCCCCAGCCUGAGACACCCCUGCCUAUGAAAGCCCCUUCCUUUUCACUAGAGUAUUUCCCUACCGACCCAGCAUUAUGGCAUAUUAACUACAAGAGUCAAGCUAGUAGUGCCAUCACGACUCCCAGAACCGUCCAUACUCCUGCAAUAUACUCAGAGUCACCAGGAAUCGAGGACGUCGUAGCUUUACUUGAGCCUACACCCAACUCCUUCUCCGCUGGCGAAACUCCCCCGAAGAUGUCUCGAGAUCAUCUACGAGAAGGCGACCAAACUCAAAGCCUAUCGACAUCGCCUAGCAAUAGGCUCUUUACCCGCUCCAACACGGCUGUUUCUGCAGCUUUCAGCCUCCCGAAGACACUGGCUGGAAUGGUUUCGGGGUCACCUCCAGAUCCCCCACCACGCAAGCGGCCCAGCCCUGCCGAAGCCAUCUUCAACAACCUUGCUCCAAGUGUUACCUGGGGAACUUCAACCGUGUUUGGGGGUACGGCUCCCGAAACACCGGGUACGGCACGAACUUCACUCUCAGAUGAUGAGGGUAGAAAUCAUGAUAUGACGGUCUUGGUACCUGUUGCCGUCUCGGUCGUCCCAGAGAACCAGGGCCUCUUUGACGACGAUGGAUGGCUGAACACGCCUCUUCUCGAUCCAAGCCGCAACCAUGUCUACUCGUAUUACCGUUAUGCCUACGCCGAGAUGCUGCAAAUGUGGGGCCAGCCUUUAUCUCGCCUCGAGAUCAUGAAGUUCAAUGUCCUCAAGGGCGACAAGACAUCGAGCUCUGGGUGCUACAGUGAUGUCACGCAUAGCAUAGAUGGCUACUACGAUCACGAAACGGCUGAGAAUACCGCUGCUAACAGUGCCAGCCAAAACCCUGCCUUUGGCGGACGGAAAGAACAGCUCCAGGCUUUGAUCGCCUCUGGUCGCGGCCUUGAUGUUACGGGCAUUUGCCGCAUUCAUGAAGAGCAGCUUGAUCCGGUGGAGUACACCAGGCCGACCAAGGGCAAAUACGGCGGUGCUGUUGGUACAUGCCAUAGGUGCGUUAAAGCAGGUAACAAGAAAGAACAGAAACAGCUGCGCUGCGUGUACUGUCUCGAGCCUAUCGCCGCGCUUUACCCACCUUGUCUCAACUGCGGUUGCGCCUUCCACGAAGCCUGUCUGGCUGAGUGGCACGAGAUGGGCGAAGAAGAAUGUCCAGCGGGUGAUGACUGCUGCUGUGUCGAAGAUGCCAGCACCGCGCACGUGGAGAGAUGGUCGGCCUUGCAAGCUGCCGUGGCGGCCAUGAAUAAGAUGAGAAGCGCCGCCAGCGGAAGUCUACACCAGCAGGUGGACCGCGACAAGGAGAAAAGCUCAGGCAAUCAGUCGGGUAUAUCAAGAAGAUCUUCCAUCAAGACCGUCCUGACCGGCGUCGCCAGUGUCGCCACCGGAGGCACCGGCAGCCGACCGCGUCGCCGAAGCGUACCUACCGACCUCGCCAAAUUCAUGCGCGGCGGCCGCUCCGAUCCCAAUGCCUACCGUCCGAACGACGACAACGACGAUGACUACGACGAAGACGACGAUGAUCUCCCCACUAUCGCCAUCACCAGCUCCAACGGCGGCUCCAGCGACCGCAGCCGCAGCGCCCACCCUACCAAUCGCCGCGCCGUCUCAACCGCCUCCCCCUCCGGCAUCACCACAAACACAAUCCCGCACCAGUUCGGCCGGCGUAGAGGCGGUAGUUCCGCCUCUCACCUCGCCGCCACCGGCGGCUACAGCAGUGGCUACGGCCAUCGCUCCUCCAACCUUUCCCACUUUUACAUCGCAGCCGACGACAAUUCAGGUGACUCCGCCGACUCCAAUAACGAAGGCACCGCCACCACCCAAUUCCCGGCCUCCAACUCCAACCGCACCUCGCAGACUCUGCUCUCAGGCAAUGACAUUGACCGCGAAGAGUGGGAAUCCGUCGCUUCCUCACGCGGCAUACCUUCGCUUUCGAAUGACCCGCUCCACCCUUCGCACCCUUCGCACCAUUCUCGAUCCGGUUCUCGAUCCGGGAACUCUUCCCGAUCAGCCUCUGGCGGCUCCGACACAGGUGGGAAAGAUACCAUCACCACAUCAUCGUCGUCGUUGACGACGACCCCGAGAGUAGGUGACAGUGGAAGCGAAAACAGCAAAAGACCACCACAUCACGAACGCACGCCCAGCGGAAGAGGAUUCACGGCGCUGAAACCGCCACCCUACGGAGACGAGCCGAUAAGCGCGGCGAGAUUGAGUUUGGGGAAUCGGUUGAAGAAACAUAUUGCUGGUGCUGCUAGUGCUGCUGCUUCUUCUGGUUCUUCUGCUUCUGGUGGUUCAGGGUCUGGUGGAAACGGUGGGAACGCUGGGAAUGAUAGCGGUGGUGGGGGUGAGACUACUGGUGUUGCAGGAGGGAGUGGCGGUGGUACCAGCUCUUUAUUGGGAGGUGGAGCACAACGACCGAGUUUGUUGAGGAAGAAAAGUACAGGUGUUGCUGUGUGGAGAGGCGGUAACUAGAUUAAAGGGACCAAAGAAAAAGGAGACCGAGGUUGACGGUUGAAGGCAAGUACUUGCUAGAUGGUAAUGUAAGGUGUAGCAAAUAGGUUAUCGAAAAGGGAUCUUGAAUCGAAG
Messenger RNA from Neurospora tetrasperma FGSC 2508, 5535 nucleotides. RefSeq lists its product as uncharacterized. The record is from RefSeq and is a predicted model, not a curated record. The coding region runs from base 1 to 5421 and encodes 1806 amino acids. The transcript has 2 exons. Lineage: Eukaryota; Fungi; Ascomycota; Sordariomycetes; Sordariales; Sordariaceae. Gene Ontology annotation, molecular function: protein binding.